This is a messenger RNA of Trichomycterus rosablanca, 1472 nucleotides long. It is a transcript of the gene ilkap, whose product is annotated as integrin-linked kinase-associated serine/threonine phosphatase. Gene Ontology annotation, molecular function: protein serine/threonine phosphatase activity; cation binding. Gene Ontology annotation, biological process: negative regulation of canonical NF-kappaB signal transduction; peptidyl-threonine dephosphorylation; positive regulation of canonical Wnt signaling pathway. The coding region runs from base 480 to 1301 and encodes 273 amino acids. NCBI's taxonomy places the organism in Eukaryota, Metazoa, Chordata, Actinopteri, Siluriformes, Trichomycteridae. The transcript is spliced from 9 exons. The record is from RefSeq and is a predicted model, not a curated record. Gene Ontology annotation, cellular component: nucleus; cytosol.
UUGGAAAAAGAUUAUUGCAGCAAUUCGAAGCAUUUGUGAAUUUUUUUGCAGAUUUUUGCACAAACUCCAAAACAGGCGUUUUAUUUAUAGUUCAGGUAUUUACGUUUUGCAAAAUUAGUUAGCCUAGCUCUUAAACGUGAGGUAGCAUUGUUAGCAUACAUACUUCAUAAUAGAUGGAUUUAUUUGCGGAUCUUCCAGCGCCCACCAACACCACCAGCCCAGCCAGUAAAGACGAAGACUGCGUGCAAGACAGAGGAGAGAAGAGGCUCAGAGAGACGAGCUCAGACGACGAGCAGAAUAAGACGGAAAAGAAAGUUUGUAAAGGUUUUCAGCACUUAGACACUCACUCUGUGACCUAGGGUGUCUGUAAGUAUGUGUGGCUGUCUUUAUUCCGUGUGUGUGUGUGUGUGUAUGUACGCGCUGCAGGAUUGGCCAAGCUGAAGGGUUAUGUAGCGGCGCUGCGUGGAGAGCGAGACGAGAUGCAGGAUGCUCACGUCAUUUUACCCAAACUUGACACAAACGCACUGCCUGCACAUGUGACCAGGUUGGCAUACUUUGCUGUGUUUGAUGGCCACGGUGGAGCUCGGGCAUCACAGUUUGCUGCUGAACAUCUACAUCACACAAUCCUCAACAAAUUCCCUAAAGGCGAUGCAGAGAAUCUGGAUAAACUGGUGAGGAAAUGUCUGCUGGACUCGUUUCGACACACAGACGAAGAGUUCCUGAAAAAAGCCUCCAGCCAGAAGCCGGUAUGGAAAGACGGCUCCACAGCUACGUGUCUGUUGGUUGUGGAUGAUGUUCUGUACAUGGCCAAUCUAGGAGACAGCAGAGGAGUGCUAUGUCGAAAAGAAAACACAGACACUGAAGAGGAACAGUGUGUGUGUGUGGCUCUCAGUAAAGAACACAAUCCCACCAUCUAUGAGGAGCGCAUGAGGAUACAGAGAGCAGGAGGGACCGUUAGAGACGGGCGUGUGUUGGGUGUGUUAGAAGUUUCCCGGUCUAUUGGUGACGGUCAGUAUAAACGCUGUGGGGUGAUUUCAACACCCGACGUGAGGCGCUGUGCACUUGGCCCCAAAGACAAGUUUUUUAUUCUGGCCUGUGAUGGACUGUUUAAAGUGUUCUCAGCAGAAGAGGCUGUUCAGUUUGUCAACAAAGUCCUACAGGAUGACACGAUGGAGAAGAAAGAGGGGCAGAUAAUCGAGGAGGUGCGAUACGAAGCUGCUUGUCAGCGAUUGGCUGCCGAGGCUGUGAGGCGAGGCUGUGCCGACAACGUCACCGUCGUCCUCAUUUCUAUUGAAUUCUAAAACAUACAUUCCUAUUAACCAACCACACACACAUGCAUUUUAGGUUUAUAGUUUCAUUUUGUUUUUUUAUUGUUAUUUUUAUUUUGUAAAGAUGGAAUUUGUGAAAGAUUCUUUCAGACAUUGUGACCAAACUGUAAGGACUGAUGAGCAAAUAAAAACAACUUUGUCUCA